This is a messenger RNA of Penicillium digitatum Pd1, 240 nucleotides long. RefSeq lists its product as uncharacterized. The record is from RefSeq and is a predicted model, not a curated record. Lineage: Eukaryota; Fungi; Ascomycota; Eurotiomycetes; Eurotiales; Aspergillaceae.
AUGCGUUACACUCUCCUCGCUCCCGUCCUGUGGGCGGUCACUGCACUUGCUGUGCCCGUCCCCAACCAGAACGAUGUGAUCGGUGAUCUUGGUAUCGCUGCCAACCUCGGCGGUGAUAAGACUGUCGGUGCUCUCAAUCUCAAGCGCGAUGAUGAAGGUGGCAGUGACUUGAUCUCCGAUAUUCUUGACGAGGCCCUUGCCUCUCUCAACAUCGACACCAGGUCCAUCCCAGUUGCCUAG